Molecule: messenger RNA, 1324 nt
Organism: Apaloderma vittatum (bar-tailed trogon)
Lineage: Eukaryota; Metazoa; Chordata; Aves; Trogoniformes; Trogonidae
Product: WD repeat and HMG-box DNA-binding protein 1-like
Exons: 10
Biological process (GO): DNA repair; mitotic cell cycle; DNA-templated DNA replication
Cellular component (GO): nuclear replication fork
Molecular function (GO): chromatin binding
Source: RefSeq, a predicted model, not a curated record
GUGUAUUCCUUGCAAAGGAGCCCGAUUCCCUCCUACGCUGCCACGGCCUGCCGUAGCGAUAUUAUCUUUUAAACUUCCUUACUGUCAAGUUGCGACAGAAAAGGGACAGAUGGAGGAGCAGUACUGGCGUUCGGUUGUAUUUCACAACCAUGUGGAUUACUUGUCAAAAAGUGGAUAUGAACUUGAUGAAAAUGCUAAAAAUCAGGCAGUGAAGGAACAGCAAGAACUUUUAAUGAAGCUCUUUGCCCUUUCUUGUAAACUGGAGCGUGAAUUUCGCUGUGUGGAACUUGCUGACCUCAUGACACAAAACGUUGUGAAUUUAGCUAUCAAGUACGCUUCUCGCUCGCGGAGGCUAAAUUUAGCUCAGCGACUUAGUGAAAUGGCUGUAGAAAAAGCGAGUGAGUUGGCAACAGCAACGGAAGAAGACGAGGAGGAAGAGGAUUUCCGAAAGCACUUGAAUGCUGGUUACAGCAACUCUGCCACGGCGUGGAGUCGGCUGCCGGUCAGAAAUGUUCACCAGGACCAAGAAAUGGAAGAUGCUGAGGAAGCUGAUGCCUGUGAGGAAGAGGAAGACGCACCAGAAGUGCCCAAACAGAGGCCAAAUCCUUUCUCCAAAGGUGUCACUUCAGCAGAGGUGACUACUCCCAAGUCUGUUGUAAUUGCAUCAAGCAGCCAAGGACGAGUAAAUCCCUUUAAGGUGUCAUCAAACAAAAAGGACCCGGUGGUCCCUUCAGGAAAUGUUCUAGACAGUAUGAACAAAUACUCGAAGAAAACUUCUUUGUCCAGCAGUCGAGCUGUGAACAAGCAGAACUCUCCAGUUAUAAAACCUCUGAUUCCCAAACCCAAAUCCAAGCAGGCUUCAGCAGCCUCCUUCUUCCAGGUUCGUACACCUAACUCUAGUGAAAAAACAGUGGAAGACAGAGAAGAAAAAGCAGGAAACAAGUCCCAUGAAGUCAAAGUCACCGCACAGGAGAGCACUGAAAACAGAAGACCAAAGACAGGAUUCCAAAUGUGGCUAGAAGAGAACAGAACAAACAUUUUGACAGAUAAUCCUGAUCUGAAUGAAGCAGAAGUAAUAAAAGAAGGCAUGAGUCGAUUUAGAAUGCUGUCAUCAGAAGAAAGAAUGGCAUGGACUGAGAAAGCAAAGGGAGGAACAGAUUCAGCAGAAGAUAAAAAGCGAAAGCGUCCCAUGGUUGAUGAAGAUGAAGCGAAAAAAGACCAGGAGCAAAAAACUCAGGAGGACUCAAAUGCAUCCAAAAAACCAAAGCCCUUAGACCAGUCUACAAACGGCAGACUGUCAGCUUUUGCGUUCAAGCAAAGCUAA